Messenger RNA from Phytophthora sojae, 603 nucleotides. RefSeq lists its product as hypothetical. The record is from RefSeq and is a predicted model, not a curated record. The coding region runs from base 1 to 603 and encodes 200 amino acids. The transcript has a single exon. NCBI's taxonomy places the organism in Eukaryota, Oomycota, Peronosporomycetes, Peronosporales, Peronosporaceae.
AUGCAGUUCGUCUUCGUUCUGCUGCUGCUUGCUGCCUCCAUUCUCCUGGCCAGCUCUGAUGUCGUCUCGGCCUCCGUAAAUAAGGACGUCACGCUCUCCAAGUCGACUCGUUCGGACCUCGUCCACUCGGCGAAUGCUGGUUCGGUUAGGCUCUUGAGACGUGAGGACCAGAACGACGAGUCGGAGGACGGAGAGAGGGGCUUGUCCAGAGCUGUGGCCGAAAAGGCAGCAAACGCUGCCUCGAAAUUGACUAAGUCAAAGUCGUUUUUGUCUGAGAAGGCUGCGGUGCAGAAGUUUGCCCGGUCCAAGUCCUUUUCGGACCUGAAGAGGAACCUGAAUUACGAGCAGCUGGGCAACGAAAUCAAGACAGGGUACAAGAGCUCUCUUCUCGUAAACUUCAAGGUGUGGAACAAGCAGAAGCGCGAUCCCGAUGAGAUGUUCCGGUUCUUUAACCUCGACCACAGGCUGGCGGGGGCGACGAAGGCUGAUAAGCACAAAAUAUGGGACGCGGCGAAGCAGAUGACGUCUAUGGGCAGUACAUCCUGUGGUAUAAGUACUCGAAGUUCUACAAAAAGGAAAACCCGGGCUGGGUUAGCACGCUAG